CUCCUUUGGACGGGCAAAACAGUCUCCCCGCACAGACACAAUAAAGUUUAGAGCUGGACGCUCGCAGGCAGUAGGCGCUAAACUAAGACCGCUGCAUCGCGUCGCUGCGCUGCGCUUCUCCACACGGAGUUAUUAACGGGAAACAGCACAGAAGGACUGCGGGAUUUAUCCAGAUGUAGGUUUUUUUCAACUGGAUGCACGCAUUGCUUUAAUUAAAAACACGCGCUUUUCAUUACGCACAGCUAGCGCAAUGGUUCACUGCUGCUUUCUGGAUGUUUUAAUCUAUUGAAUGGCACCGAGUCGGAUAUUAUAGCCUCCAAAACGCACGGAGUACACGCGCUCCACUCCUGCUGGACUAUAAACACGCGCCGCGGUUUCCAGGGCGACCGAACCUAACUUUGUGUUUGAGGAGAUAGCAACUGUGCCAACAUUUCCAGAGGGCAGCCGCUCCGGUGUCGCGGUGACCAUGCCCGGGACGAUGGUGUCCCUCGGCGGAGCAGCCUUGCUCGUCUUGCUCGGGCCGCUCUGCGUGGUGCAGGCUUUCGGCGACGAGGUGGAGGAAAUGACCUGCGACCCGAUCCGGAUCAGCAUGUGCCAGGGUCUCGGCUACAACGUCACCAAGAUGCCCAAUCUGGUCGGCAACGUGCUGCAGUCGGACGCCGAGCUGCAGCUGACCACGUUCACGCCGCUCAUACAAUACGGCUGCUCCAGUCAACUCAAGUUCUUCCUGUGCUCAGUCUAUGUGCCAAUGUGCACUGACAAGGUUCCCAUCCCCAUUGGGCCAUGUGGUAGCAUGUGUCUGUCUGUCAAGAGAAAAUGCCUCCCAGUGCUCCAUGAGUUUGGCUUCAUAUGGCCUGAGGUGCUGAACUGCAGCCUCUUCCCACCUCAAAACGACCAUAACCACAUGUGCAUGGAGGGUCCGGGGGACGAGGACCCACCCUACCAGCCCGUCCGCCAUCCACCCCACCAGGAGGAGUGUCAGGCCCUGGGAUCUGCACCUGACCAGUAUACCUGGUUAAAACAGACCGAAAGCUGUGCUCUCCAGUGUGGCUACGAGAGCGGGCUCUACCGACGGGGGGCCAAAGUCUUCACAGACGCAUGGAUGGCAGUGUGGGCCGUGCUGUGCUUCCUGUCGACCACUCUGACAGUCCUGACCUUUCUGUUGGAUUCGCAGCGCUUCUCCUACCCUGAAAGGCCCAUCAUCUUCCUGUCUAUGUGCUGUAAUCUCUACAGUGUUGCCUACCUGGUGCGGUUGACUCUGGGUAGGGAGCGGGUUUCCUGUGACCUGGAUGCCACAGCAGUACCAAUUCUAGUCCAAGAAGGGUUGAAGAGCACCGGCUGCGCCAUAGUCUUCCUCCUGCUCUAUUUCUUUGGCAUGGCUUCCUCACUCUGGUGGGUGAUCCUGACUCUCACUUGGUUCUUGGCUGCUGGACUGAAGUGGGGCCACGAGGCUAUUGAAAUGCACAGCUCCUACUUCCACAUAGCAGCCUGGGCCAUCCCAGCGGUCAAAACCAUUGUCAUCCUCAUAAUGAGGCUGGUGGAUGCAGAUGAUCUGACGGGACUCUGCUACGUUGGCAACCAGCAGCAGGAGGCGCUUACGGGCUUUGUGGUGGCACCACUGGCCACAUACCUUCUAAUAGGCACUCUGUUCAUCUGUGCUGGCCUAGUGGCUCUUUUCAAGAUCCGCUCCAAUCUUCAGAAGGACGGCGCCAAAACAGACAAGCUGGAGCGUUUAAUGGUGAAGAUCGGCGUGUUUUCUGUUCUCUACACUGUCCCAGCGUCCACCGUCAUUGGCUGUUACCUCUACCAGCUCUCUCACUGGGGGGAGUUCAGGGCCAGCCCCCGGGACUCGUAUGUGGCGUCAGAGAUGCUUCGAAUCUUCAUGUCACUGCUUGUUGGCAUCACGUCAGGCAUGUGGAUCUGGUCCGCAAAAACCCUCCACACCUGGCAGCGCUGCUCCGCCCGCCUGCUCAGGGACAAUAGGGCGAGCCGAGGGGGCAAGAGGGCACCGGGCGAGGGCUGGAUCAAGCCGGGGAAAGGUAAUGAGACAGUGGUGUGAGGAGAAUGAAAGAGAACGGACAGGAAUGGACUUCUGCCUGGUUUCCCCUCACCCAAAGUCACUCUGCCUAAGAAGAGAAGGAGAGGACAGAGAAGAGAGAGAGGGAUGAGAGGGAGAUGAACAGGGACUGUCUCCAGGAAGCCACUGGAUGUAAUGGCAUCAUAAAAGCUCACUGUGAGUCCUUAAGCAUGUCUCAUCCCCGUCUAAGUGACUCUGAGCCUCUCACAGGGGUAAUGGAGGAGGAAAGUGCAGGUUCGGGUCGUGCAUAAGUAGCAACAAUAGCCUCUCUACCUCUGUUAGACUUCCUUUGCCCAGAGAGACAGAGAAAGCAAGAAAUGAAGGAGAGAGAGAGACGGGAAAGGCAGAACAGAAGCACCAAUAUGCAGACCAGACACACCGAUAAGCUGUGUAGCACCACGUCUACCUCUCUGUCUCUCUUUUCUCCAGAGCACUCAGCGGAAGAGACUGAACCUGCUGGAUACAGUAACCCUUAUACCGUUGUGUCUUUUUCGGGUCUUUUUGAAGUUUGAAUUUUACACUGGAGGGUCUUGGUGCAGACUUUAAACAGAGGUAGGUUGACCUUUCCCAAAAGCAUCUGACAACUUGAGUUCCUGUGGGUUUUUUAUGUCCACACUGGAAAAACAAAACAAAAGAAAUACCAGACCAAAAGUAAAAUCGGAUGGAAACAUAUAAAACAAGGCCUUAAAAUCAAUGAAGUUUUACAUUUAAACAAUAUUAUUAUCCAUUUUUGUAAAUUAUUGCCUUUUGUACAAUAUAAAAGAGAAGAUGAUUUUAAUUGCUCAGAUUUUGUGGGGGGAAACCAACUCUAAGCUGUAAUAAUGCACUAUAAUUUUAUACAACAUGUGAAGUGUGUGCGCUUGUUACAAGUGCAUUACCAGGGACAGCAGAGAUGGGACUAGUAACAAGUCAUUACACAAUAUGUUAAUAUGCAGAG
Micropterus salmoides (largemouth bass) is the source of this 3014-nucleotide messenger RNA. RefSeq names its product frizzled class receptor 4 (gene fzd4). The coding region runs from base 467 to 2059 and encodes 530 amino acids. Gene Ontology annotation, cellular component: plasma membrane. NCBI's taxonomy places the organism in Eukaryota, Metazoa, Chordata, Actinopteri, Centrarchiformes, Centrarchidae. The record is from RefSeq and is a predicted model, not a curated record. Gene Ontology annotation, biological process: retina vasculature morphogenesis in camera-type eye; non-canonical Wnt signaling pathway; canonical Wnt signaling pathway. The transcript is spliced from 6 exons. Gene Ontology annotation, molecular function: Wnt-protein binding; Wnt receptor activity.